Messenger RNA from Propithecus coquereli (Coquerel's sifaka), 1853 nucleotides. RefSeq names its product spinster homolog 3 (Drosophila) (gene SPNS3). Bases 1 to 1545 code for a protein of 514 amino acids. NCBI's taxonomy places the organism in Eukaryota, Metazoa, Chordata, Mammalia, Primates, Indriidae. Gene Ontology annotation, cellular component: membrane. The record is from RefSeq and is a predicted model, not a curated record. Gene Ontology annotation, biological process: transmembrane transport. Gene Ontology annotation, molecular function: transmembrane transporter activity. The transcript is spliced from 13 exons.
AUGGCAGGGGGGAUGUCCACAGAAUGCCCCGAGCCUGGGCCACAAGGGCCACAGGGCCAGUCCCUGCGACCAGGCGGGCAAGGGGCCUCGGCUGUGGGUCAGUGUCCCCCUCCAGCCACACCCGUGCCCUGGAGCCUGCCCCGCUGGAGGGCUUACGUGGCUGCUGCGGUGCUCUGCUACGUCAACCUCCUGAACUACAUGAACUGGUUCAUCAUCGCAGGAGUGCUGCUGGAUGUACAGAAGUUUUUCCAGAUCAGUGACAGCAGUGCUGGUUUGCUUCAGACCGUUUUCAUCGGCUGCCUGCUGCUGUCUGCACCCGUGUUCGGCUACCUGGGCGACCGACGCAGCCGCAAGGCCACGCUGAGCUUUGGGAUCCUGCUCUGGUCAGGGGCCGGGCUCUCCAGCUCCUUCAUCUCUCCCCCGUAUUCCUGGCUCUUCUUCCUGGUCCGGGGAGUUGUGGGCAUGGGCACGGCCAGCUACUCCACCAUUGCGCCCACCGUCUUGGGCGACCUCUUCGUCAGGGACCAGCGCACCCGCGUGCUGGCCAUCUUCUACAUCUUUAUCCCCGUUGGAAGUGGUCUGGGCUACGUGCUGGGCUCGGCCGUGUCGGAGCUGACUGGAAACUGGCGUUGGGCCCUCCGAAUCAUGCCUUGCCUGGAGGCCGUGGCCUUGGUCCUGUUCAUCCUGCUGGUUCCAGACCCGCCCCGGGGAGCCUCUGAGAAGCAGGGGGAGGUGGCCGUGGGGGGCCCGAGGAGCGGCUGGUGUGAGGACGUCAGAUACCUGGGGAGAAACUGGAGCUUUGUGUGGUCGACCCUUGGAGUGACUGCCAUGGCCUUCGUUACUGGAGCCCUGGGCUUCUGGGCCCCCAAGUUUCUGUUUGAGGCCCGUGUGGUCCACGGGCUGCAGCUUCCCUGCUUCCGGGAGCCGUGCAGCAGCCAGGACAGCCUGAUUUUUGGGGCAAUGACCAUCGUGACCGGCAUCAUCGGGGUCAUCGUGGGGGCAGAGGCUGCAAGGAGGUACAAGAAAGUCAACCCAAGGGCUGAGCCCCUCAUCUGUGCGUCCAGCCUGCUUGCCACAGCCCCCUGCCUCUACCUGGCUCUCGUCCUGGCCCCGACCACCCUCCUGGCCUCCUAUGUGUUCCUGGCCCUUGGGGAGCUGCUCCUGUCCUGCAACUGGGCAGUGGUUGCUGACAUCCUGCUGUCCGUGGUGGUGCCCAGGUGCCGGGGGACAGCAGAGGCGCUUCAGAUCACAGUGGGUCACCUACUGGGAGACGCCAGCAGCCCCUAUCUCAUAGGACUUAUCUCCAGUGCCCUGCGGGCUGGGCGCCCUGACUCCUACCUGCAGCGCUUUCUCAGCCUGCAGCAGAGCUUCCUGAGCUGCGUCUUCGUCAUCGCCCUGGGCGGCAGCUGCUUCCUGCUGACGGCACUGUUCCUGGACAGAGACCAGGUCCAGGCCUGGCAUCCUGGCACAGGGACCCCGGACAGCGAGGACCCGGAGAGCCAAGGCCUGCUUUCUGGCACGAGUACGCCUGCAGAGGACCCAUGAAGCCCCUGCCCCACGCCGGUCCUACCCGUACCCCUCCUGUUGGCCCCCACAGUGGCAGCGUCUCUACCCCUCUUUGGCUGUGGCGCAGGGACCUGGCGGAGCUGCACCUGCCACUUCUUCAUUCCCAGCUAGAGAGCUGGCAGGCCCUGGUGGCUGGGCUGGGAAUUGAGCUGUCAGCACCCUCCAUGGGAGGGCUGGGCCUGAGCCUGCACCCAGCACAAGGCCGUGGCAGCCUGGGGUCCUCAGCCUGGCUGCCCCUGGGCCCUAAAUAAAGCAGGGCCAGUACAAAGCCCAAGGAUUUCAGGCCU